Molecule: messenger RNA, 4094 nt
Organism: Rubroshorea leprosula
Lineage: Eukaryota; Viridiplantae; Streptophyta; Magnoliopsida; Malvales; Dipterocarpaceae
Source: the annotation of a GenBank genome assembly
CCUUCUUUUUUAUAUUUUCACACUUAAUAAUCCCAUUUUUUAAGUGGUCGUCAACAGAACCAGACUCGGAUGUGGAAGAACGAGGGUGCUUAUGACAAAGGAUUAUACAAGCAAGCCACACCAUACUUUUUCUCUAAUUUUCCAGAUGACUGGAGCUAUGCAGACAUGUGGAGAAUUUUUCGAAAAUAUGGAAGGGUGUAUGACAUUUAUAGUCCCAACAGAAGAAGCAGAAAUGGGAGUAGAUUCGGGUUCGUGAGGUUUUUAGACGUUAGAAACAGAAGGGAGCUGGAAAUGCAACUUGAUCAAAUCUGGGUUAGAGGCCAGAAGCUAUGGGUGAACACACCAAGAUAUGAUGAUGUGAAGAAAAAAGAAGGGGAGCGGAGGGAGUAUCAUGCCGUUGCCCCAAAAAAUCAAGACAGAAGUUAUGCAGAAGUGGUGCGGGGAGUACAGGAAAGCGGACCGAAAAAGGGGAGCGAUCUGCUGCUUAAUCAAGAGGUUGAAGGAAGGCCAACAAGCAGUAGAAUCAAAACUAAGACUGAACAUGGAAGCUUCGAAAAUAGGAAAGUUUGGAAGAAAAAAGGAAUAGGAAAAAGGUGGGAGGGAAUGGAGUAUAAUGCAAAACCAGAAGACUAUGAAUGGCUUAAAGGGUGCUAUGUAGGAACGGUUCAUUCCGUUGAGAUGGUUCGAAAUCUCCAGGAGAAAUUUUACAUGGAAGGGUAUUUUUCCUGUCGGAUUCGAGCAAUGGGGGGGAAGAUGGUCUUGUUAGACUGUGAGGAGAAAGAAGAACUGAAGGAUCUUGUGGAAAUGGCCUCAGAUUGGCUAAGCCAAUGGUUUGAAGAUGUGCGCCCGUGGACACCGGAAUCAGUAGCAAAUGAGAGAUUCGUGUGGAUUAGAUGCCAAGGGGCACCUUUAAAUGUAUGGGGGCUGGACUUCUUUGCAAACAUGGCCUGCUCUUGGGGAAAAUUCAUCUGUUUAGAUGAUAACACAAGCAAAAAAAUGAGAUUUGAUAUAGCAAGAUUUUUGAUAUCUACUCCAAUUAGCAAUACAAUCUCAGUUCGGCGCCAAAUACAAAUCAAUGGGAGAAUAUACAAUCUGAAAUUCACUGAAGAGGAAUUUACAAAUAGUUUUUUUUCCCUAAAACAUGACUUUUUCCCAGCAUACCAAAGUGAUUCCGAAGAGAAUGAAGGAUGGUCCACCGAAAGUGAGAGGGAGAAACACGGGUCUGUAUUGGCAGAGGAGUUUGCCCAGGUGAAUGGAAGCUGUCUCCAGGAAGAUGAUGAUGACGUGGCGGGUUGGCAAAGAAGGGAAAUGGAGAAACCUCGGGAACAAGCCACAUCGGGGAAAGGGAAACAGUGCAACACAGAGGAAAACAGCCUGGAACACAUUCAAAAUUUGAAUGAGGUUGAGUUUAGAGUAGGGGCAGAGGAGGCGUGGCUGCUGCAGGGAGACGUUGCUGUGUCAGGAAGAUUGGGUGUUGUGGAGGGAGAAUAUCUGGGCCUUUGUGAGCAGUCCGAGCUGAAAGAAGACAGCACAAAGUUGGGCCCGGGUGCUAAAUCCAGGCGGACAGAAGGCAGCUCUCAGCUGGGCCUUAGCGAGCAGGAUCCGACGGAAACAGGGGGGAAGCUCAAGCCACAAGCUGAAAAUACCGAUUUUGAAGAAUCAAUAAAUUUGGGCUGGACUCAAACACAAAAAGGGAAGGUAAUUAAAAGCCGGUCAACUAUUGAGGGCUCUUCUAGAAAUAAGGAGGUAGAACAGAACAGCUUGGACAUUGCAGAAGGGGACCCAUUCUGGAACGGGUUUGAAGAAGAACAAAGAGGCAUAGAAGAGUGGAUCAAGAAGCAAACAGAGGAGGGCUCAACGAAGAAGAAAAGAAGGAUCAAGAUGUGUAGAUCCGUGUAUGCUAAAUCAAGAGCAGUGGGUAUGGGUCCAAAAUUAAAGAAAGGAAGAAGAAAACAGGGCAAACAAGACGCAGAGGGGAGAUCCGAGCCAAGCUUUCUACCUGGAUCAAAGGGGAAGAUUGCAGGCGACUCAGUAGGUGAUAGUGGCAUCCAGAACUGCAAUAGAUGUUUGAAGAAGCAAAUGAAGAAUAAUUUAGUAGUGGAGAUUUGGGACCUUGCGAAAAAGCUAGGGGCAGUGGCUGAGGAUGAUAGGGAGAUCAUUCAAAGAAUUGAAGAGAUGGAGAGUAGAGACAGCCGAGACAAAGCAGAGAAGGCAAAUCACGGUUCUGGAGAGGCGAGGAAGAUUAGGGAGUUAGUUAAGAAGGAAAAAGUGGAGUUUUUAGCUAUACAAGAAACGAAGCUGCAAGCUGUAGAUAAUAGUAUAUGCAGAGGAGUUUGGGGUACGGAUGACAUGGAUUGGAUUUCAAAACCAGCGGCGGGUAUGUCGGGUGGUUUGCUGUGUGUCUGGAACCCUAAGGUAUUAAAAUUGACAGAGGUGAUUGAGGGAGAUAAUUUUAUAGGGGUGACUGGUGUAUGGGGAGAGGACAAAAUACUGGUGCACAUUUUGAAUAUUUACUCACCUUGCCAAGUGACGGGUAAAAGAGCCUUGUGGGAGGAACUACAGCGUUUAAUUUUGAGUAGAAAUGGAAAUUGGUGCCUUGCAGGAGAUUUUAAUGCUGUAAGAAGUAUAGAAGAAAGAGCAGGAUGUAAAGGGAUGAAUGUAGAGAUGGAAGAAUUUGGUGAUUUUAUUCACAAUGCAGGGUUAAUUGAUUUACCACUGGGAGGGAAGGGAUAUAAGCUUAAGGAGAAACUGAAAAUGACCAAGAAGGCACUGAAGGAAUGGAGCAGCAAAUCAAUGACAGAUGUGGAUAAAAAAAUCAGUGAAUCUGAAAUGAUGAUAGCAGAAAUAGAUGAACAAGGAGAGAAGAGCACAUUGUCUGCUACUGACAUUGAAAAAAGAAGAAAUGGCUUUUUAGAUUUAUGGAAGCACUUGAGAAUAAAGGAGAGAAUGUGGCAGCAAAAGUCAAGAAUGGCGUGGCUGAAAGAAGGGGAUGCGAACACAAAGUUCUUCCAUAGACCAAGGCUGGAUGGGAUUAGUUUCAACCAGAUUUCUGGGGUUGACAACGAACUCCUAACAGCCGCAUUUUCUGAAGUGGAAAUCAAACAAGCUAUAUGGGAUUGCGGUUCCUCAAAAUCCCCAGGCCCGGACGAUUUCAACUUCAAAUUUAUUAAGGAGAUGUGGGGAGACAUCAAAUCAGAGAUCAUCGAUUUCGUACAAGAGUUUCAUAGGCUCGGACGACUUGUAAGAGGAUCGAAUGCAUCCUUCAUUGUAUUGAUUCCAAAAGUUGAGAACCCACAAAGGAUAGAAGAAUUCAGACCCAUUUCGCUCAUUGGGGUCAUGUAUAAGAUUAUAGCAAAAUUGCUGGCAAAUCGCCUUCGGAAAGUGCUGCCAAAGAUCAUCGGGGAACAGCAAAUGGCUUUCAUCGGGGGUAGACAGCUAGUGGACGGAGUUGUGAUAGCGAACGAGGUCAUUGAUGAGGCUAAGAAAAAGAAGAAAAAGAGCUUCCUGUUCAAAGUGGAUUUUGAGAAAGCGUAUGACAAUGUCUGUUGGGAUUUCAUUGAUUAUAUGAUGAGGAGAAUGGGAUUCAAUACAAUCUGGAGAAAUUGGAUACGGGAAUGUCUAGCAUCGAGUUCGGUUUCAGUUCUCAUUAACGGAAGCCCAACAAAUCAAUUCCCGUAUAAGUUAUCUAUAUAUGUAAGUAAUUUCACAUGGUUUCAUGCUUCAUUAUUGGUGUUUAGAGAAAAAGAGCUCGAAGAAACGUUACCACGGCAUAAACACCAGCUGCAACCGCACCCAACUCGGCAAGGUGCUCAAGAUUCUUGUGAUGCUUCUCCUCUUUCUUGUAAUCAAUUUCUGGUAAGUAUGCGGUUCCAGGAUAGGCCGCCGUAUUGGGGUAGUAGACGGAGGUUCCAGGAUAGACCGCGGUAUUGGGGUAGUAGACGGGGUUCUCAGAUGGGGCUUGCUCCUUGUGGUGGUGGUGGUGGUGGCGGCGGUGGUGGUGGUGGUGGUGGUGCAUCUCCUCAGCCAUGUAGGAGGUUUCGGCGUUGAAUUAGCUACAAAGACGAGCGCACAGGAAAUGAAAUCAGGAUGUGUUU